Molecule: messenger RNA, 894 nt
Organism: Ceratotherium simum simum (southern white rhinoceros)
Lineage: Eukaryota; Metazoa; Chordata; Mammalia; Perissodactyla; Rhinocerotidae
Gene: ALOX5AP
Product: arachidonate 5-lipoxygenase activating protein
Biological process (GO): leukotriene biosynthetic process
Cellular component (GO): endoplasmic reticulum; nuclear envelope; membrane
Molecular function (GO): glutathione peroxidase activity; leukotriene-C4 synthase activity; enzyme activator activity
Source: RefSeq, a predicted model, not a curated record
GGCCCUCACUUCCCCUUCCUGCACAGUGCGCGCCUGGGGUGCCACGGAGCUGGAGCAGUCCUCGCUGUGGGCAGCCUGCAGCAGACAUGGAUCAAGAAGCCGUGGGCAAUGUUGUCCUGCUGGCCAUCGUCACCCUCAUCAGCGUGGUCCAGAAUGCAUUCUUCGCCCACAAGGUGGAGCAUGAAAGCAAGACUCAGAAUGGGCGGAGCUUCCAGAGGACCGGAACACUUGCCUUUGAGAGGGUUUACACUGCCAACCAAAACUGCGUAGAUGCGUAUCCCACCUUCCUUGUCAUGCUCUGGAGUGCCGGGCUACUCUGCAGCCAAGUUCCUGCCGCCUUCGCUGGAAUGAUGUACCUGUUCGUGAGGCAAAAGUACUUUGUGGGCUAUCUGGGAGAGAGAACGCAGAGCACACCUGGCUACAUAUUUGGGAAACGCAUCAUACUGUUCCUGUUCCUCAUGUCCCUUGCUGGAAUAUUCAACUAUUACCUCAUCCUCUUUUUCGGAAGUGACUUUGAAAACUACAUAAAGACGAUAACCACCACCAUCUCCCCUCUGCUUCUCAUUCCCUAACUCUCUGCUGAAUGCAGGGCUGGUGCUCUCAUCUAAUCGAUAACUAAAGUCAUCAUAACUCAGCUCUGUAAAGGAUGCGGCUCCUCUUUAGAUAGCUGUAAAUCUAAUGACCAUCUGGGCUUCGCAGCUUAAGUUAACGUUGCUUUUCCUGGAAGAAAGUAACUUGGUGGUAGCUCCACCUCUUGAAAAUGGCAGUGGCCCCAGAUUUGCUAAUCAGAUCCAUUCUGUGUGUUUCUUGACUUAUCCUGCUUUCUGAAGAUGUUUUGGGACCAGCUUUAUGUUUUCUUAAAAUAAAAUGCAGCCUAAAAUAAUGUUUAGGCUG